Abrus precatorius (Indian licorice) is the source of this 2142-nucleotide messenger RNA. Its product is annotated as 4-coumarate--CoA ligase-like 9. The transcript is spliced from 6 exons. The record is from RefSeq and is a predicted model, not a curated record. Gene Ontology annotation, molecular function: CoA-ligase activity. NCBI's taxonomy places the organism in Eukaryota, Viridiplantae, Streptophyta, Magnoliopsida, Fabales, Fabaceae. The coding region runs from base 249 to 1934 and encodes 561 amino acids.
GGGCCAACGAAAAACUGUCUGAGAACUUACAAAACACGUUGAAAGAUUCCUGUCUCGUCAUUUACGUUUUUAAGGAAUGUUAAAAACGUGGACGCUUAAUCUUCUCCAAUUCGUAUGCAAGCCCCAAUUAAUAAAGCAGAUGAACUAUUAUUCUGCAAUUAUGCGGGCAUUAGCUUAGUAUCCAACAUCAACAUCUGAUACCAGCAUAUCUCUCUUAUGCAAUCAUCCAAAAUUACCGUCCACUGAUAAUGGCCACGCAAAACCAAACACACUCUCAUCCAAACACCACCAUCGACCCAAACAACGGUUUCUGCUCUCAAUCUAGAACCUUCCACAGCCUCCGUCCAAAAGUCCCUCUCCCUCCGCCGUCUCAGCCUCUCUCCCUCACCGACUAUGUGCUCUCUCUCCUCCCCGACGCAGCCGCAGCGGCAGCCGCCGACAACCCCGCCAUCAUCGACUCCGCCACCAACCGCCACCUCUCUUACUCCCUCUUUCUCCGCCAAGUCAAUUCCCUCGCUUCCUCCAUCCAAUCCCUCACCCCUCUCUCGAAAGGCCACGUGGCAUUAAUCCUCACCCCUGCUUCCCUGCAUGUCCCCGUACUCUACUUUUCCCUCCUCUCUCUCGGCGUCACCAUCGCGCCCGCAAACCCACUCAGUUCCCCCUCCGAGUUGACUCACCUGGUUCGACUCGCCAAACCCGCCAUCGCCUUCGCCACCUCUGCUACGGCACCCAACAUUCCUACCCUCCGAUUCGGCACCAUCCUCCUCGACUCUCCCGUCUUCCUCUCCAUGCUCGACGCAAACAACAACCACCCUCCCCCUCCCCGAGUCGAACUGAGUCAAUCCGACUCAGCAGCCAUUCUCUUCUCUUCCGGCACCACCGGGCGAGUCAAGGGCGUACUACUCACUCACCAGAACUUCAUCGCGUUGAUUGGAGGGUUUUAUCACCUGAAGCACAUGGUUGAUGAUGGGGUUGACGAGAAUCCCCAUCCGGUGUCGUUGUUCACGCUGCCCCUGUUCCACGUGUUCGGGUUUUUCAUGCUGGUUAGGGCCAUAGCCAUAGGGGAGACUCUGGUGGUGAUGCCUAGGUUUGAUUUUGAAGCGAUGCUGAAGGCCGUGGAGAGGUACCGGAUCACAUACAUGCCGGUGUCGCCGCCGCUGGUGGUGGCGCUGGCGAAGUCUGAAUUGGUGAAGAAGUACGAUCUUAGCUCGCUCCGGUUGCUGGGUAGCGGUGGCGCGCCGCUUGGGAAGGAGGUGGCCGAGAAAUUCAACGCCAGAUUCCCCAACGUCGAAAUUGUGCAGGGCUAUGGUCUGACUGAAAGUGGAGGAGGGGCAUCAAGAACGUUGGGUCUUGAUGAGGCUAAGCGCCAUGGUUCUGUGGGUCGACUUGCAGAAAAUAUGGAGGCCAAGAUAGUGGACCCUGUAACUGGAGAGGCAUUACCUCCUGGCCAGAAAGGGGAGCUGUGGUUGCGAGGUCCAACAAUCAUGAAAGGUUAUGUAGGAGAUGACAAAGCGACUGCUGAAACAGUGGAUUCAGAGGGAUGGCUGAAGACUGGGGAUCUUUGUUAUUUUGACUCUGAUGGUUUUCUUUACAUAGUAGAUAGAUUGAAGGAAUUGAUAAAAUACAAAGCUUAUCAGGUUCCCCCUGCUGAAUUGGAACAUAUACUUCACUCCAAUCCUGAAAUUGCUGAUGCUGCAGUAAUUCCGUAUCCUGACCAAGAUGCAGGACAGAUUCCAAUGGCCUUUGUAGUAAGAAAACCUGGAAGCAACAUCACUGCAGAUCAGGUCAUGGAAUUUGUAGCAAAGCAGGUUUCGCCAUACAAAAAGAUACGACGAGUCUCUUUUAUUAACUCUAUCCCAAAAUCUGCUGCUGGCAAAAUUUUGAGAAGAGAAUUAGUUGAUUAUGCUCUAUCUAGUGGUUCAUCCAAAUUGUGAUCAAGAAAAGCAUGGAGAGCGGCACUUAACGCGUUCAACAUUUUCUUUUAUUUAGGAGACGUUUAUUUUAGAAGGUAUUGAUGUUAUAUCUCACGAUUGGAAUAUCAAGGGAACUAGUUUAAGUAGCCGUACAAUGUCCCGACAUUUUCUUUAGAAUAAAUAAACAUAUAAUUUAAUAAUUAAAGAAUAAAGUUUUAUAUUUAAUUCU